Messenger RNA from Tarenaya hassleriana, 567 nucleotides. RefSeq lists its product as uncharacterized. Gene Ontology annotation, cellular component: cytoplasm; nucleus. The record is from RefSeq and is a predicted model, not a curated record. Gene Ontology annotation, molecular function: nucleic acid binding; 3'-5' exonuclease activity. Bases 1 to 567 code for a protein of 188 amino acids. The transcript has a single exon. Lineage: Eukaryota; Viridiplantae; Streptophyta; Magnoliopsida; Brassicales; Cleomaceae.
AUGGCGGAAAACUGGAUCAUGGCCGUACGAUCAAACUACCAAAAGCAUCCAACGGUCGUUGUCUCUCUAAACUGCAAGACAAAGCCUCAAGAUCAUCAUCAUCAUCAUCACCCAAUGAUCAUCAACUCUCUCACCCGCAACAGAAUCGUUACUCUGCAACUAUGCGUAGAAACCAAAUGCCUCGUUCUCCAACUCCUCCACAUGAAUCAAAACACCAUACCUGAAUCCGUCCGAGAAUUCUUUCUCGAAGAGAGAUAUGUUUUUGUAGGAAUCGAUGCAGCGAAAACGAUCGCGAAUCUCGAGAGCGAGUUAGGGUUUAGGAUCGGUAAGAAGAUCGAUGUUAGAGAUUUGGUAAAGCUGAAUUUUCCGUGCAGUUACAGUGGGAGACCUGGUCUGAAGGCUCUUGCUCGUGGGUUGGUGGGUUUUGGUUCGUGGAAGCCGAGGAAUCUUUGUCCGAGAGACAUGGAAGCCGAGGUUCUUGACGAAGAAGUUGUCAAGUUCUUGUGUUUUGAUGCUUACGUUGUUCAUGCAAUUGGGUCUAAGAUGCUCGUUAGAAAUGCUGUUUAG